Messenger RNA from Osmerus eperlanus (European smelt), 5232 nucleotides. RefSeq names its product adrenoceptor beta 2, surface a (gene adrb2a). Gene Ontology annotation, cellular component: plasma membrane. Lineage: Eukaryota; Metazoa; Chordata; Actinopteri; Osmeriformes; Osmeridae. Gene Ontology annotation, molecular function: norepinephrine binding; beta2-adrenergic receptor activity. Gene Ontology annotation, biological process: adenylate cyclase-activating adrenergic receptor signaling pathway; negative regulation of smooth muscle contraction; norepinephrine-epinephrine-mediated vasodilation involved in regulation of systemic arterial blood pressure. The transcript has 2 exons. Bases 277 to 1545 code for a protein of 422 amino acids. The record is from RefSeq and is a predicted model, not a curated record.
CCUGGGAGCCACAUUAGAAGAAACACCGCUCAGGAGAGAGUGAGGGAGAGGUAGAGAGAGGAAGAGGGAGAGUGAGAGAGAGGCACAUACAGAUAGAGAGAUCAAGUCAGAAAGAGACAAAGAGAGAAAGGGAGAAAAGAAGCUAAAGCAAACUGGAUUUACAAUGGGAAUCUGACACAGAGUAUUUUAUGAAUUGAGGACAUAUCCACACCAUAAGAAUUAUUUAAUGAAACUUUGUAUGGGAGCCCGGGAACAGGACUUCUACCAGAGGAGAUCAUGGGAAGUCCAGCCCCUGCCGUGUUCCUCAACAACGUGACAGGGGAGGUGAACGCCUCGGGGUCGGGCCCGGGCCAGGAUGGCGACGAGGCCGGGUACAGCGAGGUGCAGAUGGUCCUGCUGGGCAUGGUCAUGGCUCUGCUAGUGCUGGGCAUCGUCUUCGGCAACAUCCUGGUCAUCACGGCCAUCGCCCGCUUCCAGAGGCUCCAGAACGUCACCAACUGCUUCAUCACGUCGCUGGCCUGUGCCGACCUGGUCAUGGGGCUCAUCGUGGUGCCUUUCGGCGCCUGCUACAUCAUCCUCAACACCUGGCACUUUGGAAGCUUCUGGUGCGAGUUCUGGACGGCGACCGACGUGCUGUGUGUGACGGCCAGCAUCGAGACACUCUGCGUGAUCGCUCUGGACCGCUACCUGGCCAUCACCUCUCCUUUCCGGUACCAGUCGCUGCUGACCAAGUGCAAGGCCCGGGUGGUUGUCCUGCUGGUGUGGGUGAUCGCGGGCCUCAUCUCCUUCCUGCCCAUCCACAUGAAGUGGUGGACGUCGGACGACCUCAAGGCGCAGCAGUGCAUCAACAACACCAACUGCUGCGAGUUCAACACCAACGCGGCGUACGCCAUCACCUCCUCCACCGUCUCCUUCUACAUCCCCCUGGUCGUCAUGGUGUUCGUCUACAGCCGCGUCUUCCAGGAGGCCAAGCGGCAGCUCCGGAAGAUCGACCGCAGCGAGGGACGCUUCCACCACGCCCACAACAACAACGCCGCCGCCGGGGCUCUGGAGAGCAACGACAGCCGAGGGGCCAAGAAGGUCAAGUUCUGCCUGAGGGAGCACAAGGCCCUGAAGACCCUGGGCAUCAUCAUGGGGAUCUUCACCCUCUGCUGGCUGCCCUUCUUCCUCCUCAACGUGGUGAUGGCCAUCUGGAAGGUGGAGGGCAUCGACCUGACCUUCCGGAUCCUGAACUGGAUCGGCUACGCCAACUCCGCCUUCAACCCUCUCAUCUACUGCCGGAGCCCCGAGUUCCGCUACGCCUUUAAGGAGAUCCUGUGCUUCAAGAGGAGUCGCUUCCCCAACCUGGGACCCAACAACGGAUAUGUGUACAGUGGGCACAGCUGGCAGAGCGAACAGCAGGGUAGGAGUAAGGGCAGCUCGGAGGACAGUGACCCCGCUGAGGGAAGUCUUGGGAAGGGGGAGAGGAGCUGCGAGAGGGUGCUGACGGACAGAGCCACCGACCCGAACGGGAACUGCAGCAAGGGUCUAACCACGGUUCUUUAACCUUCCGCCCGCCGGACCCGAAGGGACUAUUUACCAUGUGCUUUCACUGCGGCAGAGGGACUAACUAAACACUUGCGUGCUUUUUUUCCCUCCGAGUGCUGAAGGUAAGACUGGCGGACAAGGCAAAGAGUGGGGUUUCUGGUAGGUGGGUGGAGAUAGAGACAUGGGUGGGGCUGUGGGGGGGGGGGGGGUGUUACAUAAUCCAAGAGGUUGACAGGUAGACCAUUUUUGAUACGUUUUUUGUUUUGUUUGUCUGUUUGUUUUGUAUACAGAGAGUGAUUCUGUUGAUUUUUACAUCUACCUCAGCAUAUGGUUUCUUUUUCUUCUUCUAUCAUUCAUCUGAACGUGUCAUGGUGAUUCACUGGCCAAAGCAACCAAGCUCGACUGACGCAGUCUUUAUCAUUAGUUUAAGGGAAGCCUAUACUCCCUAACCUUAGAGAGCGUGGGAGAGAUGUACACAAGGAACACAUUCUAAACCUGGUUGGUACUCUCUCUCAACUGUCAACUGAAGACUAACAUUCCUGCAGCAACGGCAGAAUGCUUUGAAAGGGGUGGAGUUUUUUUUUCCCCCUUGAUAAAAUUCUUUGCAUUUUUUAUGUACAUCUUUAAUUUCUACUGUGAGUAAGACAAGCGACGACAGGUGCAGUGGAACUAGUCUCUCUGCCGUGUGUCUCUGCUGCCAACGUUUACGCCACAAACUGUCGAGCGACACUCCCAAUGCAGCGACCUAUUGUUUUAUAUAACCUGUUGCGGAGGAGUAUCGGUUGCCAUCGACUACAACUCGAGAGACGUGUACAUUCACUGAAUAUUUGAAAUAAUCACCGCACUUCAGUGGUGGCAUUGAGGGACGGCUUGGGGCCAAUUCACAAUUCAUUUGGUUGUUUUAGGUUAUACAAUAGGAUAAGUCAGACAGAGUCCUUUCACUAACUGUCCCUCUGGAGAGAAAUCAUAUUACAGGUUUACCAGUCGGCAAAAGUAUAAUAAUUUGGGAAGGUUAAGCUGAAUACAGAAUCUCUUUUCUUGUGUACUGUCGGCACACAGCUUGUCAUUUGAAUAGCUUAUGCAAUUUUGAGCCUUGCUAAUUUAACGGACCAUUACGUCCAUCACUGAUUCACUUUCAUCAUGUGCCCCAUCAACUCUGUACGCCCCCUCCCUCAACACAGGAGCCCUGCUUGUCUCUCACAGGUCUCUCUCUGUUGAUGAGAUGUGCCGUUGUCGUUGUGUUCAGGCAGACGCAGUGUUUACUGAAACCAGAGGAGCAGUUUCAUUCGCUAGGGAAGGAGUGGAUAAACUGCGACUGAAUAUCAAACAGGAUGAAAAUAGGCCAGAGAUAACAAAGUCCCUGAACAGAAGGUUCUGACUUCUGAACCCAUUAAACAUAAAUGGAAGGACAGGUCCGACAGUUCUGAUUGGACUCUGGCUGACUAACUGCCCUGUUGACGUUUCAUAAAAGUGUGGACGUUAGGAAGAUCAUCACAUGGUCCAGAGAGAUACCGACCACUACUUUGCUUAGUUUCACCGGCCGCUUCUGUAUGUCUCUCUCCACACCCUCUCCCUCUUUCUCUCAUGCUCACCCUCUUAGUCUCUCCGUCGUUCUCUCUACUUCUCGCCAAUCUCCCUCUCUCUCCAUUACUCUCUCUCUCUCUCUCUGGCUUGUUCUACUUAAUGAAGUUAGUUUCCUCCAUGGCUUCUCUCUCUUCAUCCCUCUAACCUCUCCUCCUUCUCUGUCCCUGUCUUCUGUCAACUCUGGCUUCUCCCUCCACGGUGGCUUGCGCUCUUCAGGAAAUGCCUCAGUCCAGAAUCAGUCCAUUAUCUCUGCAGUUCAGCCGCACAAUCCAACGACUCCCCCCCCCCCCCCCCCCACUCCCCCAACCCCCAAAUCAUCGUCCUGGACAGAUUUCCAGAUUAGGGAGAGUCACGUUUUCAGAGUGCAGGCUGGCAGGACCCUUGCAGGGACAGAGCUGCUCUGAUACCUUACUCCCAGUCCGGAGUCACAUGGGGAGGAUAUCUGGUAUCGUUUUAGCCGCGGCCGUCGGCUCUCGAGAGCGACAGUUGAUAACAGGGGUUUCCGAUUUAGACGUGACCCGAGUCUCCCGCGUCCAGGAGGAGGGGGGGGGGGGAGGCAUGCGUACCGGGGAUGGGGUUUCAUGGGUAAUCACCUUCCCCCCAGUGGGGCGCGUGGUCUGUAGGAUGCUGAGAUCAAAGUCGGCGCGCGCUAAAUGUGUCCACUAUUCGGCCCGGGGGGGUGGGGGGUGGGGGGGUGGUGGUGGGUGCUUCUCUGGCAGUCUAUAUGAGUGUUGGUGACCUGUGCUUUUGUGCGCGUGGCGUUCCGUUUCAGAAGCGCGGCAAGCUCAAAAUUGGGAACGUUGUUCCUGCGGAGGAACCUGUGCUGCAGCUUCAGGCCAGCUGGCAGGGCGGUGCGUGAAAGAAAUGUCGAGAUACUGUACGUCACUGUGCUGCGCAAGUUGUUUUCUUGUGCGUGAGUGUGUGUGUGUUUAGGCAGGUUAGUGGGGAGGGCGUAUACUGUAUUUUUGUAUGAAUAAAAACAUAUGGGUUCAUUGUCAAGUGGAAUGUUAUGUACAAAGUAUUUGAUACUAUGUGUCACUAUCAUGCUGUAAAACUUGUAAAGAAAAAAGAUUACAAUGACAUGCGUAAUUUCAGGGGUAAGACACAAAGCCUAUGUUUAAAAUAAGGAUACUUUGAAUACUUCCCACCCCCAGUACUAACGGUGGGUGCGUUUCACUGUGUUUGUGCCUCUGUGGGUUCUGUGCUUCAUUCUUUGUGCCAAACUGAUGUUGUUCCUUCGAUGUAAGUGGAAGAGGUUAUGAACUCUGCUUCCACACUGCUCUCUCCUGGCCAGGGCAAAGCCCUGCACCUGUGUCUGAGGGCUUUCCAUCAAAGUAAGGCUUUCUCGCAUGAGGUGUCGGAAAGGAAGGUGUCUAACUCCGACCAGGCGUCAGGAGACGAUAGCGCUCGGUGCGAUGAUUUCGAAACAAACAAGUUGACUCUGCAACAUUCCAAACGCAACUCAAGAGUGUGAGGAGAUGCGUACCCGCCGGGUUACUUUCCCUCCCCUCCCACACUCACACACGCUCACACGCGCACUCACUGUACAUACAGCACUCCCUACAUAGUGAAUCCAUUUAAUGUAAAUAAUGUCAUCGUGGCAUUUUGUGAAAUGUGAAUCAUGUGAACAAAGUGUAAUGACUGCAGCGAAGCUGUUCAGAUCUUUUAGACACGAGCCAUGUUGACUGCGCUGACACGCGUGCACUCCCAAGGUCAAAUUCCAUUUUACUUGAGUGUUAUUUCUCGUCCAACUCAAGCCCUCACGGUUCACGUGUGAGAUCUUCAGUGUCUUGUAGCGCACCGCUAUCCAUGAAAGACAUUGUCCUUGGGAAACAGCUUGAAACUUAGUAGCUAAAGCUCAUUUGUGGAGUAAACAGAGUAAAACAUCACACUUAAAACCUGUUAGGGGCUUUAGCAUCAUGGCCUGAGUGAAUAUGUUGUAUCAGUUGAACGUUUACUGUAUGUUUCCUUUUCGAGCUGUUUUCACACAGUAUUGGUCACGUUUUUUUAUUUUAUGAAAUGUCGUGAAAUGUGUGCAGUUGUCCUGUGGUAUUUAUGAGGAAAAAAAAACAAGUGUAGUAUGACAUUUGUAUUGGAGUAAUAAAUGAAGUAUUUGUUCCA